CCAUUAACUGUUUGCAUGUUCUGUAUUUAUUGUCAACAGCUGAAAAGAAAUUUGCCAGCGUACUUGGCUCCUUGGAGAGCUUCCCCACGUGUCUCUAGAUCCUCCAAAUCGGAACUCAUGCCAAAUCUAGCCAGUGAUGGAGUUAUCUGUGCUCCACUUCAGACAUUCACCGAAGAGGAGACAAUGCUGAAAGAUAUGGUGACAAAAUUUGCUCAGGAACGAGUUGCACCUUUGGUGCAAAAAAUGGAUGAGAAUUCGAAAAUGGAAGACUCUGUAAUACAGGGAUUGUUUGAACAAGGGCUGAUGAGUAUUGAGCUUGGGGAAGAAUAUGGAGGAACUGGAGCUUCAUUUUUUUCAGUCAUAUUGGUGGUAGAAGAACUGGCCAAAGUUGAUCCAGCUGUAUCUCUUCUGUGUGAACUCCAAAAUACACUAACAAAUAGGUUGUUUACUACAUAUGGAACAGAAGAACAAAAGAGAACUUACUUGCCCAGAGUCGCUAAAGAUACAAUAGGCAGUUUCUGCCUUUCAGAGGCUGGAUCUGGCAGUGAUGCUUUUUCUUUGAAAACUCGGGCUGAAAAGCAAGGAGACUACUAUAUUAUCAACGGCUCAAAGAUGUGGAUUAGCCUAGCAGAACACGCAGGAGUUUUCUUUGUGAUGGCAAAUACAGAUCCGUCCUUAGGAUACAGGGGAAUUACAUGCUUCAUAGUAGAUCGCAACACAGAGGGACUGCAUGUAGGGAAGAAGGAGGACAAGCUUGGAAUUAGAGCAUCUUCUACCUGCCCAGUAACAUUUGAAAACGUAAAGGUUCCUAAAACCAAUAUCCUGGGACAGGUCGGACAAGGCUAUAAGUAUGCGAUUGGAAUGUUAAAUACUGGCAGAAUAGGUAUUGCUGCACAGAUGUUAGGACUGGCACAGGGGUGUUUCGACCAUACGAUUCCCUAUACAAAGGAGAGAGUCCAGUUUGGGAAAAGUGUAUUCGAUUUCCAGGGGAUGCAACAUCAGAUAGCUCAGGUGGCCACGCAGUUGGAGGCGGCAAGGUUGCUGACCUACAACGCGGCUCGUCUUGCGGAAACGGGAAGGCCAUUCAUAAAGGAGGCAAGCAUGGCCAAAUACUAUGCUGCUGAGGUUGCAACACUGACAACUAGUAAAUGUAUUGAAUGGAUGGGUGGUGUUGGAUUCACAAAAAAUUAUCCAAUAGAAAAGUACUAUCGUGACUGCAAGAUAGGUACAAUAUAUGAAGGAACUUCAAAUAUCCAGCUGAGCACCAUUGCAAAAAGCUUAGCACAGGAGUACUGAAACCAUGAGAACUUCUUGGCUGUUAACAGAACUUAUUUCACUGAACAUUCUUUGGGAAUUACACAUUUAUUUGUAAUUAUAAAAAUCUUAAAUAAGAAUACGUCAUCACAGACAAAAUCAUAAGAAAAACAAUUAAUUCCCCAUUUCAGGACAGGGAGUGUGAAACUGUGAAUUUCAUGUGUUCUAACCCAAAUCACGGGUUAAAAGUAUCUCUUUCUGCCUGAGACACUUCUAAACUAACACAUUGGCUGAAAUUAUUUUAUUGCCUGAAGUUACACAAACAGUGUAUCUCCAAUUUGAGAUUUCCAAGUCAAAACGAAAGAAGCCAGAUCCUUGGCUUGCCUGGUGUGAAAGGUUCUGAUAAGCCACCUGGGAGAAAGGACUUUACACCUGCAGCAGAGAUGUUGCAUGGCACAAAGUUGCUGUUUGUUCCUGCUGCCCUUUGUUAGCAUGGGGUACAGGAGAGGUAUGUGGGAAGAGAAGUGGCGGUUUCCUCUCUCCCAGGUGAAGCUAUUUCUGUGAUGCUGCUGUAAUUGGAGUAAUUUUUAUAGCAGCCCUUAGUGUGUUCUUAAGUAUAUCUUGGUAAUUAAGCCCUUCCAGCCCCAAUUUGUAGUACUGAAAGGUGGAUAAUAUCUACCUCCCUUUGCAGCGUUCUCAGCUGUUAAGGGUUUUAAUCUAAGAGGCUAUUUAUAGUUCUCCUUUCAUAAAAGGUUGAGUUGAAAUCUUUGUGAAAUGGGGUUAAAAAAGCUCUAGUAGUUCUGCAAAAAGACAGAGAUAUAAGCUAUGUAAGAGGAAUGCUGUGAUACUACCUCACAGUGGCCUUUCCUUGUUCAGUGGAUUUUGCUAACUUUAAUUCUCAGAGCCUUCUUGGGAGUUAGGGAGGGACUGAUCAUUUUUAGCCUAGAAAAUUCACUCAUGGAAGUUAGUGGUUCUCUAGUGAAGUUUUUCUCCUUUUGAGAGAGAGAGAGAAAGAGGAAGGAGGGUUUUGAGAAGUAUUUGCUUUUUUAUCCCUCUCUGUUUAAAACUAGACAUUUUAUUUACAGCAGAAACGUCUUCAGUGCUGAAGAACUAAUUAACUCGUAAUCAAGAGACAGAAAGCUUAAUACAUGAAAAAAUCAUUGUAAUUGCUGGAAUUGGCAAUUUGUUUCAAGUAUUUUGGCGGCGAGGGAUUGGCUUUCUGAUUUUGGCUGACUUAGAAGAAUCUAAUUUUUAAAGCUUGCUAGUCUCUGAUGAUUCACUUUGAGUGGAGCUUAGAAUGUUACAAGCUGCAACUCCCAAAGGAUUUUCUAGCGAAACUAGGGUAAAUGACACUUAGCAAGUAUGAUUUCAUAAAGCAAGCAGACUUCAGUGCCUUAUACAAAGAAACAAGCAAGGAGGAAAAGCACUAUUAAAAAGUUUCCUGACUUUCUGUCAGCUUCAAAGGGAAGUAACUAUUUUAGUGAAUUCAUCUCCCUUACAUAGACACUUUGCCUGUUGAUAGGUGAACAGUUAAUGUGACACUCAUCCUUAUGCCAAUAAGAAAAGCCCUUCCAAUAUCAGUUAGAUCAACUGCUUUGAGAUUUUCAAAUAAACAAGAGUAGGGGAGGGUAGACUAGAUGAUUUCUGAACUUUAGCAUUAUUAUUAAUGUUAUACCAUUAUUUCAUUAUCAUUAUUAAUGCAUUUCAAGUUGCUUGCAGGCUUGCUUUCAGCUGAAAUAGCUGGGGAGAUUGUUAGACUAGAAUUAAGACUACAGACACCGCAACACUUAACUACAGUUAUUCUGCUCAACACAGUCUAUCUGCAAGAAUAAAAUGAUCAUAACCAUACUACAAAAUGCUUAGUUAAUGUUGAUUAAUGUGAUGAGCUGUGAUGAUGUGAGGCAGUCCUUAGCUGCAGCAGUCUAGCAUGGUUUGCUGAGUGUCAGCAGAGAUCAGGUUUUGAUUCAUACUUUUUAAUAGGUCUUGUACUUUGAGGUACUGUCUUAGCUUGGCUUCUGCAGUCUUGCGUGAGGCUAGGAAGUGCACUUAUGGAGGGAAAGUGCAGAGCUCUUCAAAGGACUGUUAAGGGCUGGAUAUCCAGGAUUAUGUAGAAGGACUGUCUUGUUGUGUAGAACUGUGUCAGGAAUCCAUGUGAAAAAAUAAUCAGGAAAAAAAACAAUGUGAUUUCCUACAGUCUGAACUCAAGACGCCUUAGUCCAGGGAACAGCCUGAACAGCCUUAUCAGCUAUUCAACAGUUCUCAGAAAAGCAAGGUCAAGCCUUUAACUAAUGCUACAGCUGUAAAUAUUUCGUGUUUCUCAUAUCUAUAUGCUGUAUUCUGUACACAGUAACUUUUGGAAGAAAUGUAUUUAUUGUAUUUGAUUUUGGUCUACAAAAUUCUGUGGAGGAAUAUGCGCACAAAUGUAUUGUAACCGCUGAGUUUCUUUCACUGUCAUUUUAAAAGGGCACGUAGCACUGUGAGAGCAUUAGCUGUUGUGGUCACUGAUUCUGGGAAGAGUGUUUCAACCCCUUAAGUCUGAUCCCAUUCCUGCCCUAAAUGCAAUGUUGGUUUAGCAAUAAGAUGUGCUGUGCCAUUGUUCAGGAGCUGUUAAGAGCUGCCUGCGCUCCCCACCCCCUCUUCAGUUUGGGACAAGCAUUUAUGGAUUGUCAGAAAUUGCAUUUCUGCAUUUGGCACAGUGGGCACAGGGCUGUUGAUGGUGGCUGGCUGCACCAGGAGGUGUUAGGGAGUUUUCCCUUUGUAUGCCCUUAGUCAUCCCAGCCAAUCUAGUCUGUUGCCCUGGAACAGCAUCUUCAGUAUCAAAUGUUGCAUCCGGGCUUCCCCAGUUAGAAGAAAAGAAUUGUAUUGAGAAUGUAUUAAAAAGUGCCUGGAUUUGAUAUUUGAUACAGUGCUAAUCUUGUAUAUCAUGUGAUAGUUCUCUAAUAAUCCGUCUUUUAAAAUUUUCCCCAGAUCUUGCAGUUUUUGGACUGGGAGAGAAUGACUGCAUCGACUGUCAGGUUUCUUUAGUUUUAUUCUGGUUUGUGAUAAAGGUCUGAGGCAGAUUUCCACAGGAAGGGGUUUAAUCGCUACUUGGGAAAUACUCAAAUACAUUUCAUAUGAUGUUUUCUA
Molecule: messenger RNA, 4380 nt
Organism: Athene cunicularia (burrowing owl)
Lineage: Eukaryota; Metazoa; Chordata; Aves; Strigiformes; Strigidae
Gene: ACADSB
Product: acyl-CoA dehydrogenase short/branched chain
Exons: 10
Coding region: 16-1296 (426 amino acids)
Cellular component (GO): mitochondrion
Molecular function (GO): acyl-CoA dehydrogenase activity; flavin adenine dinucleotide binding
Source: RefSeq, a predicted model, not a curated record